Cygnus atratus (black swan) is the source of this 512-nucleotide messenger RNA. RefSeq names its product feather keratin Cos1-2-like. Bases 36 to 470 code for a protein of 144 amino acids. The transcript is spliced from 2 exons. Gene Ontology annotation, molecular function: structural constituent of cytoskeleton. Lineage: Eukaryota; Metazoa; Chordata; Aves; Anseriformes; Anatidae. The record is from RefSeq and is a predicted model, not a curated record. Gene Ontology annotation, cellular component: intermediate filament.
AGUAGCUUGUCAGAAAGUAGUCCCUGCUUCAAGGGAUGCCUCUGGACAUGGGGCAGCUAAGGCGCACUAUAAAAGCCAGCCCAUCUCCGUGCUCUGUCAUCCACUUCUCUGGCCUUCUUCUCCUUGGGAACAAGGUGCACGUCCUGCCCCCAGACAUGUCCUGCUACGACCAGUGCCGGCCAUGCCUUCCAUGCCAGCCCUGCGGCCCGACCCCGCUGGCCAGCAGCUGCAAUGAGCCCUGUGUCAGGCAGUGCCAGAACUCCACCAUCGUCAUCCAGCCCUCCCCUGUGGUGGUGACCCUGCCCGGCCCCAUCCUCAGCUCCUUCCCGCAGAACACUGCUGUGGGAUCCUCCACCUCUGCCGCCGUUGGCAGCAUCCUCAGCUGUGACGGAGUCCCCAUCAACUCCGGGUGCUGUGACCUCUCCUGUAUUACCAGCCGCUACUGUGGCAGCAGGUGCCGGCCCUGCUAAAGAUGCCAGACAGUGCCCCAGACCAGGACCCCAGGAACUCAG